Molecule: messenger RNA, 2599 nt
Organism: Gastrolobium bilobum
Lineage: Eukaryota; Viridiplantae; Streptophyta; Magnoliopsida; Fabales; Fabaceae
Product: ATP-dependent zinc metalloprotease FTSH 4, mitochondrial
Exons: 7
Coding region: 200-2326 (708 amino acids)
Biological process (GO): proteolysis
Cellular component (GO): membrane; chloroplast thylakoid
Molecular function (GO): metalloendopeptidase activity; ATP-dependent peptidase activity; ATP hydrolysis activity
Source: RefSeq, a predicted model, not a curated record
GAAGAGAAGAGAGGAAGUUAAGGUGUAACGUUAACAAAAUAACAAUGUUUUUUUGAGAGCUGAGAACGGAGAGAAUCGAUCCUUCUUCGUAUUGUUUAUUCCGAUCUUUCAUUUUCAUCACACCGUUUUCUCUACACGGAGAUUGAACACAACAGAAACAGAAUCGGUUCUACAAACUUAAUCUACCUGAUCUAGUGAAAUGGCUUGGAGGCAUUUGAUAACGCAGGUUGCACGACAUCAAUCAGAAUUUGGGCAGGUCAAAAAUUUGUUGGCUAGAAGCUAUUUAUUGGUUAAUAAGUUUGAAGGCCGUACAAGUAUAAAUCUCUAUUUCCUGCUUUUUUGCUCCCAGGAGAGAUUCCAGUCCAGCUAUGUUGGCAGUCUGGCCCGUCGAGUACGUGAUGCAGAUGAAGCCAGUGAAGUUGCUCAUCUUAAAGAACUCUACCAUCGAAAUGAUCCUGAAGCUGUGAUUAGAGCAUUUGAAAGUCAGCCAUCUCUGCAUACUAAUUCUGCAGCACUUUCUGAAUAUGUUAAAGCAUUAGUGAAAGUUGAUAGGCUGGAUGAAAGUGAAUUACUGAAGACUUUGCGAAGAGGUAUUUCUGAUUCGGUGAGGGAGGAAGAAAGUAUAGGUGGCUUUUCUGCUCUUAGAAAUGUGGGAAAAUCUACAAAAAACGGAAUUCUUGGAACUGCUAGUGCUCCUAUUCAUAUGGUGACUGCAGAAGGUGGGAAUUUUAAAGAGCAGCUAUGGCGAACAAUUAGGUCUGUUGUUGUGGUCUUUCUCUUGAUUUCUGGUGUAGGAGCACUCAUUGAGGAUAAAGGAAUUAGUAAAGGACUUGGUAUGAAUGAAGAAGUUAAGCCCACUAUGGAGUCAAGUACCAAAUUUAAUGAUGUAAAAGGCGUUGAUGAGGCAAAGGCUGAGCUGGAAGAAAUUGUUCACUACCUCCGAGAUCCUAAGCGCUUUACUCGUCUUGGUGGUAAGCUCCCAAAAGGUGUUUUGCUUGUUGGCCCACCUGGCACUGGUAAAACAAUGUUGGCAAGAGCGAUUGCUGGAGAGGCUGGGGUUCCUUUCUUCUCAUGCAGUGGAAGUGAAUUUGAAGAGAUGUUUGUUGGUGUUGGGGCACGAAGGGUGAGGGAUCUUUUUUCUGCUGCAAAAAAGCGUUCGCCUUGUAUAAUCUUCAUUGAUGAGAUUGAUGCUGUUGGAGGAAGCCGAAAUCCAAAGGACCAAAUGUACAUGAAGAUGACUUUAAAUCAGUUGCUUGUUGAGCUAGAUGGAUUCAAGCAGAAUGAAGGCAUAAUUGUGAUUGCUGCUACUAAUUUUCCACAGUCACUGGAUAAGGCUUUGGUGAGACCUGGGCGAUUUGAUCGUCAUGUUGUUGUUCCCAAUCCAGAUGUAGAAGGAAGGCGACAGAUUUUGGAAUCUCACAUGUCAAAAGUUCUGAAGGCUGAUGAUGUUGAUCUAAUGAUCAUUGCUCGAGGAACGCCUGGGUUCUCUGGUGCUGACCUUGCAAACUUGGUUAAUGUUGCUGCUCUCAAGGCUGCGAUGGAUGGUGCUAAAGCUGUGACCAUGAAUGAUUUAGAGUUUGCGAAGGACAAGAUCAUGAUGGGAAGUGAACGCAAGUCAGCUGUUAUAUCUGAGGAGUCAAGAAAGAUGACUGCUUUCCAUGAGGGUGGCCAUGCCUUAGUGGCAAUUCAUUCUGAUGGAGCACUUCCUGUUCACAAGGCAACUAUAGUUCCACGUGGGAUGGCUCUUGGAAUGGUUUCUCAGUUGCCUGACAAGGAUCAGACAAGUGAGUCCCGUAAACAGAUGCUUGCCCGGCUUGAUGUUGCCAUGGGAGGUCGGGUUGCUGAAGAGCUAAUUUUUGGAGAAAGUGAAGUUACUUCUGGUGCAUCCUCAGAUCUUUCACAGGCAACUACUUUGGCUAGGGCAAUGGUUACUAAAUAUGGUAUGAGUAAUGAAGUUGGAUUUGUCACUCACGAUUAUAAUGAUGAUGGGAGAAGCAUGAGCUCAGAAACUAGACUGCUUAUUGAGAAAGAGGUGAAGAACUUGCUGGAGAGGGCUUACAACAAUGCAAAAACUAUUCUAACCACCCAUGAUAAGGAGCUUCAUGCGCUUGCAGAUGCUCUUCUGGAGCAUGAGACACUUACAGGAAGUCAGAUAAAGGCUAUAAUUGCAAAAGUUAACUCUCAGCAGCAACAACAGCAGCCAAAUGUAGUUGAAGCUCAGGGCAGUUCACGGUCCAAUCCAGCUGCUGCUGCUGCCGCGGCUGCCGCAGCAGCUGCAGCUACUGCUGCGGCCAAGGCUCAAGGUGUUGCUCCAGUGGGAUCUUAGUGGGAGAUGACAAUGGUGACUGAUGACACAUGCUGCAAAAUAAUUAAUUACCGGAUUGAAAUGUGCACAUAGUAAUUCAUUCGGUGUUUUUCAUGUUCAUGUGGUUCCACUUCAGUCAUUGGAACUCAACUCGCGUAAUUCGGUUCAAGGUUGACUCCAUAUUGUAGUGAGUUAAAGCUCGUUUAGGUUACUCCCUUUGAUUUGUUUUACUAAUUCCCUUAUUAUUUUUACGUUGGUUUUCAUACAUCAAGACUAUAAUUAGCUCCUUCAAUU